Ambispora leptoticha is the source of this 279-nucleotide messenger RNA. NCBI's taxonomy places the organism in Eukaryota, Fungi, Glomeromycota, Glomeromycetes, Archaeosporales, Ambisporaceae. The record is from the annotation of a GenBank genome assembly.
AUGAAGGCCACACUUUGGCGGCAAGGAGUUCAACAGCAGAAGUGGAAAUUCGGCACUGUUAAUAAAGAUGAUUCCCCUAUUGGCAAUACUGCUUGCAAUGGCCCGAAUAACCCCAACUAUAUAAUCACAAUCCCUUUUAGUGAUGUAUUCUAUGAUCCCCAAGUUCCUUCGAUUGGAUACACACCACUGCCUCCUCCUCCUCAAGAAUUGAUGAAUGCCUUGUUUAGUAUAGAUUUAUAUGAAGUUCAACAGAAUGUUUUAACUUACCAACAAAUAUAA